Molecule: messenger RNA, 3232 nt
Organism: Drosophila eugracilis
Lineage: Eukaryota; Metazoa; Arthropoda; Insecta; Diptera; Drosophilidae
Product: alpha-2A adrenergic receptor
Exons: 5
Coding region: 549-2168 (539 amino acids)
Biological process (GO): G protein-coupled receptor signaling pathway
Cellular component (GO): membrane
Molecular function (GO): G protein-coupled receptor activity
Source: RefSeq, a predicted model, not a curated record
UGUCGAGUAAUGUGCGCCGCUGAGGAACAGUCCCUGCACGCGCCUUGAGUUUCAUUUUACCUUUUUUCGCCCUCCCCCACCCGACACUCACACAUAUGAACACCAACCGCACACACAUUCACACACGCGCGCACAUUUAAGAAUAUCAACAAAAUACUUCAAAGAUUUCGGCGGGUAGGAUUUUUUAAUGUGUUUUACAAGGGUACGCAUCAUAAAGCAAACAAAAUACAUACACAUUUGCUUAAUUUCAUAAAUUCAAACGACGGAGCAGCAACAAAGUAGCAAAUAGCUCUAACUGUAAAUUGCAGUGUCUUUGAUAAAAUAAGCAACAGCAAUAACAGCGCAAGCACAAUUUCUAUGAGCAGCAACAAAUGCAACAACAGAACAUUACGAAAAGCAAAACACGCUCCUUUAGUAUGAAAUGAGACGACAAGACAAACGCGUCGCCAUCGAAGAUCGCUUAAAACCAGUACGGACUAGGCCACGCUUACAGGCAGAAGCAUCGAAGUUGGAGACGGAUAGUGGCGCAGGAAAGCAGGAAAGGAAGCAUGGACCGGGAUAAUCUACAGCAGUGGUGGGAGAACUCAUACCGGCGUCAUCACCCGGUUCUUGACUCCACGGAGCUGCACAUUGCUCUUCAAGAGCAAAACCAUCUUCUAACGGACUACGACUAUGGCAACUUAAGCAUGGGAAAUCCGUACGACUUGGACUCGGAACACUCCAUCUCCUCGCUAACCCUUCUCCUGCUGGCAGUCAGCUACGGCCUGGUCGUCUUUGGCGGCGUUGUGGGCAACUCUACGCUAGUGCUGACCCUUUGCUCGGCCUCUUCGGUGCGUCUGCGUAACCCACUCCUACUAGCCGUUUGCAUUGCAGACCUGCUGGUCACUGGCAUCUCCGCCCCGGUCACGCUCCUCAACCUCGCUAUGAACCGGCGGACACGAUCUCUACCACUUGUGCUAUGCAAGGUCAUACACUAUAUACAGGUUAUGCCUGUAGCAGCCAGCACCAUCUCAUUCUUCAUGCUCUCAUUGGACCGCUACGCCACAGUGAAACAUCCGCGAUUGGCGCAGCUCCGACAGCGCCGCUACUUGCAUGUCUCGCUGGCUCUGCUUUCCUGGAUAGCAUCGGCUGCCAUUAGCACACCUUUUCUGUUUGCCUAUAAGAUCAUCGCCAAAUCGAUGGUUGUAAAGGGUGGCGUGGCAGCGAGCACCACGCCGAACCCAGUCAGCAUAAGCUGCACCUCCGACCUGGGUGCCAGCGCCAUGUUCAUAUCCUUUAUCAUCUUUCACACGUUCGCUGUGUUCGUCCUGCCGGGCCUUGGAGUGCUGCUCAACCAUUAUGGCGUACGUCGCAAGCUCUGCGCCCUGUCGCUGACGGCUCGGGCUGCCCAUGGAGAGCUGCCCCUACCAAUCCCUAUUCUGAGGCGGCAGACCCACAUGGUCAUCGUGACGGGCUGCCCCAACGCCCAACAGGCAGCCUGCGGGGGGGGCACCACAGCGGAUGACACCUCCAAUGGAAACGGAACGGGCACUGGGGGCGGUCUCAUGGCUGUCAGUCCAGGAGACAUCCAGCUUCACACGUUACAGCCACGGCAGCCAGGCUCGAUCGGAUCGGCUCUCGAACCGGGCUCUUACCGCUCCAGCAAUCCUAUAUCGCCCAGGGCCAUGAGAGAGAUUCGUGCCCACUCGCAGCGACAGCGCAUCAACCGGGCGGGAAGGGGACCGGCAACACCAGGAAUACCGUUGCCUCAAACAUCCACGCUUCGGUCUCGCCGGCACCUGGCCAACAUGCUCAUUGCCUCAGCUGUAAUCUUCAUAGCCUGCUGGGCACCCCAUGUUUUCUGCAUCUUCUACAAAAACCUCGGCAGCAAGCAGCAGUGCAGCCAGAGUUCCGUUUACUUCAGCCUCCUGCUAGGCUACUUCUACUCGGCCAUCAGUCCAGUGAUAUACUGGGCCCUUAACCACAACUCGCUUCGACAAUCACCCUGCGCGCCCAUCAUCCGCCUGCGCUCCAUGCAGAACUUCCUGAGGUCGCGUUUCCGGACGCACACCGCCCCGCCACCUCCCUCGUCCACAAAUGAGGCGGCCCUAGGGGCCUUUAACCCCAAACUAAUCAAGCUGACACCGAAACAGUAUAGAGCUCAGGCCUCUUCGCAUUAUCUCUACUAGUGUGAUACUAAACUAACUUGAUAUACAUAUAUACACAUUUAUAUACACGCAUAUAUACUAUAUUUUUUACCUACGCCCUCCCAAAGCCCCGGGAUUCCCUGAUACCGAACUCCGAACUCCAAACGGAACUAUCUAGAUGUUUUUCAAAAGCUCUACGCAACUAGUUGGCGUUACCUACUGCAGCAUACUGGAUAUAUAUGCUACAUAUAUUAGAUUACAUACUACCGAACAUAGCAGUGUUAGUUUACGCUUAUUUACACGAUGUUGUGCGCCUAAAGCUAUGCAAUAAAGGCAGCGGAAUCCUGUCGAAACUUUGCCUAUAUCGAGAAAUACUGGUAACGAAAACAAACACUAAAAAACUUUAAAAACGAAGACCCUUUUAGUGACUUGUUCGAAAUGUUGUUUAGUCUUUUAAGCUGAAAUAUUGUACUAUGUUCCUUCUUAUAGAUAAGCAAUAAGUGAACGCUUUAAGCCAAGUUAAACAAACGAAAAUCGAAUCAAACUAAAAAACGAUCUACAACUUUUAAACGAUUUAAACGUAAGCAGAUAUGCAUACCUAAAGCAACAUAAAUAAUUAUAUAUACGAUUACAUACAUAUAACAUAUAAAAUUAAAAAAUGAUGUAAAUGUGAGCAAAAACAAGAUGAUAAUAUUAGUACUGUAUACAUACAUACAUAUUCUUCGACUUAAUUCCUUAUACACUUUUUCUAACCAUUUUUUAAUAUUGUUCAGUAAACUGAACACGGUGUAAAGUCAAGCUAAAGAAGCGUAGACCUGCCGAGAUAUUCGCGUGCAUAUGCAAGAGCCACCCACGACAUUUGACUCAGGAUCGGGUUUCAUUUCACACAUUUUAGUGGCCAUAGUUUUUAAAUUUACUAGUAGACUCUUAUAUGCUCCCCUGCGAACGACAUGUGUUUACGACCUCUAAGUUUUCAGUUAAAACCUUAAAUACCUUUCUAUACGGUUUAAACCGUAAGCUAUCUUUAAAUAAUCAUUGUUUUGUACUUUACAAAAAGCCAUCGAAAAAGAGUAACUAUAAGAAAUACAAUAAAUCUAGUAAACUCA